GCGGCUGGGCUGCUGGGGAGUCUCCUCCGUGAGGGAGGCUGGAAAUGGCGGCUGGGCGGGGGGAGAAGAAGAGGAGGCGGCGGAGGAGGAGGAGGCCGGCGGCGACGGCCACCGAGACGACCCUGCCGGGGCCCCCCUGCUCUGCGGCGCCGAGGCCGGGACGCCGAGACUGAGAGGAGGGAAGGAGCGGCGCAGGCGAGACCCCCCCACUCGCCCACCCCCCACAAAGCACAUGCGAGUGUUGGAAGCUAAAGCUACCAAAGAAGUUGAAAGAAAACUAACCAGGGAAUUGGUGCAAGAGGAGGAAGAACAGUUGAUGGAAGAAAAGAAAAAGAGGAAAGACGACAAGAAAAAGAGAGAAGGUGCUCAGAAGAAGGCCACUGAACAAAAAAACAAAGUGCUGGAACCGGCCAAGCCUGGUGUCAAUCAGCUGCUACCUGUCGCCUCCACUGCCGGCACGUCCACAGCAACCAGCGGUGUUGGUGGCAAUAAUAAUGCCAAACGGGCUUUGGUCAGCAAUCAGCAGCAGCAGCAGCCCUUGCCUCGCUACCCACCUCGCGAAGUACCUCCACGGUUCCGGCACCAGGAACAGAAGCAACUCUUGAAGCGAGGGCAGCCGCUACCAGGCAUAGCUGCAAACCUGGGGGCAGCAUCUAAACUGCUGGACAGCCAGUCCGAAGGUCGCCCAAGUGAGCAGCCUGCAGCUGGUGGCGAAGUGCAGCACAGCAGCAGAAAGCAAGCAGAUCUGAAUCACAGCACACAAGGAUCCCAUUAUGAGAACUCUCACUGGGGAACAACAGUCUCUUCCAGUAGUGGUGAUUCCAGCACAAACUGGGAUAAAGUUAUUGUAGACGGCUCAGACAAGGAGGCAUGGCCCUCAAUUACGGGCAGUGACUUGGAGCUGGCUUCAGAAUGUGUGGGCGCUGACUCCGCCACUGCCUCGAGUUCCAGCUCAGAGAGGAAUCUCACUAUCAUGGCUUCCAGGGGCCCAGGCAGUGAAGUGAGUGGUCUGCGGAAUGGCAUUGGACACUGUCCUCAGGCCAAGUUUGUCAAUGGCAGCAGCAGCAAUAAUGUGGGCAACGGGAGCUUGAGCAGGUCAUGGGGUGGCGUGUCUCUCAGCUCCGUUGUGAGCACCGCUGCGGAUGCUUCUGGCGGCAUAUCUGAAAGUAGCAACAAUAGAACGAACACUUGGGGUGCUCUCAAUUCAUCCAAUGGAGGAUUAAAUCCCAGCACUUUGAAUCCAAACGGCCACCGCGGUGCCUGGCCUGCCUUGGAGAAGAAUGGGCAUGCCCUGGAAGGGCCCGGAGGGAGCGGUAGCUGCAGCACAGGCGUAGGUCACAUAGCGAACAAUCAGAGCACGGGCUCCUCCAGCCGCGGCGGCUCCUGGGCCAGCCUCCAGGAAAACUGUGAUUCCCAAGCAAAUGGUACAAGGAAGGCGGCGUGGAGCGAGCAACCUCAGAACCUUAACCCUGAAGGGAAUGGACCAAAUAAUAACACUACUAACUUUAUGACCUCUAGUUUACCAAACCCUCCUGGUUCGAUGCAGGUGAAUGAACCGGCGAGUAGUAAUACAGGGCCUGGGGCCUGGGGUGUGAGUGCCAAGAGCAGUCGGUCUCCGCCCCAGGCCUCUCCAGUAAUAAGCAGCACUUCCGUUUCUCACCUGAGCAAUGGUGAAGCAAAAAAGGGUGGAACUCCUGGUACUACAUGGGGUGCCUACGGCCCUGCUUACUCCGGAGACACCUGUUUCAACAGCCAAGCCAAUAGCGACACUGUCAAUGCAAACCUAGUGCAGCCUGGGCUCAGUGGGGCCAGCAGCACUAACUUUGAAAUCAACGGGGAGAAAGGAGCAGGGGCCUGGGGAGCGGCAGGGGGGAUGGCCAAUGUCCAGAGCAUGCCGUGGGGGGGUGCAAUGGGAGCAGGCUCUGGAGGAGGGGGAGGGGGAGGAGGUGCCGGCAGCAGCAGCGGCAGCAGCCGGAGAGGCCCCGUCCAAAGCACCGACUUGGUGGUAGAAGGAGAAUGGAGCAAACUGCCAAGCAACCAACGUUCCUCCAAGGGCAGCCACGGGAACAGUAAGAAGUUUACAAACAUGCGGAAAUCUUCUGAGGAGGAGAGUGUCGCUGUUGACAUCCAGAAUUUUGCAGCAACUCAGAUUGUGGAGCAGAAUGGCGGAUGGACUAAAACAAGCAUUGGGGAUAGUGAGGGCAGCUCCGAGAGCCCGGAGGAGAGAUCUGCUGCGGAAGGGGCAAGCCAUGAAAGAAGAAAAGUUGACCAGCAAGCAUUGCUCCAAAGCAUAGUGAACAGAACCGAUUUGGAUCCACGGGUCCUUUCCAAUUCUGGUUGGGGACAGACUCCCAUCAAACAAAACACUGCCUGGGACACGGAGGUGUCCCCAAGAGGUGAAAAGAAGCCUGACAAUGGGACGGAGGCCUGGGGAAGCUGCGGGGCCCAAGCCAGCAGCUCAGGGGGUCGUAUGGAGAGGCCCAGCCUCAGUGGGAGCAAGGCAACUUUGUCAGGCCAAGGUUGGGGCGAUCCAAAGCCUGCUACGAGGUGGGGGGACUCCAAAGUCUCCAGCACCCAAGCGGGGUGGGAGGAGGGCCCUGCUUCUGCUGCACAGACCAAGGGCAGUCAGUCAUGGGGGAGUGGCAAAGAUGACAGGGGCUCAUCGUCGCCUUGGAGUGACCCAGAGAAGCUCAAACAAGGGUGGGGAGAUGGGCCAAAACCAAGCUCCGGGUGGGCAGCUGCUGCUGUUGACAGCUGGGGGGAGAACUUGAGAAGCAAUCAUUGGGGUGAGGUGAAAAAGAAUAGUUCCGGCAGCAGCGACAGUGACAGGUCAGCCUCUGGCUGGAAGGAAGCAGGCAAAUCUGGCGCUGUGUCCUGGGGGACCAGCAGCAACUCCACCAAGACAGCUAGCUGUGCAGGAUGGGAGGAGCCUGCCAAGCCAAGCCGCUCCCAGAGUUGGGGAGAGGCCUCCAAGCCCCCUCCUUCCCCAGACUGGAGCAAGCAACAAGACGUUGGGGGUUGGGGAGCGCAGCCUGCUGCAAGCAAACCGCCGGGCGUAGGAUGGCUGGGGGGGUCGAUGCCGGCACCAGCCAAGGAAGAAGAGCCCACUGGGUGGGAGGAACCGUCCCCAGAGUCCAUUCGCCGCAAAAUGGAGAUUGAUGAUGGAACCUCAGCUUGGGGUGAUCCAAGCAAGUACAACUACAAAAAUGUGAAUAUGUGGAACAAGAACACCCUGAAUGUCGGUAGUGGCUGUUCAGACCAGCAAGCGCAGGCACUGCAACAGGCGCUGCCUUCAAGUGCUGUGAGUGGCAUGGAAAAUGGCAGUGGCGGCAGCAGUUCCGGUUGGGGGGAGCCACUUCCUGCCCCUGUCACUGUUGAUAAUGGCACGUCGGCUUGGGGCAAGCCUGUUGACGCCGGAACAAGCUGGGGUGAAUCCGUCAGUGACACCAUGAGCACCAGCAGCUGGAGCAAUGCCCCUGAUGGGCAACAGGGUCCUCCUAGACCUGGACCUAAGUCUAUGCAAGUUCCAGAUGGCUGGUGUGGGGGUGAUAUGCCUGUGCCAGGAAGCCAUCAGUCCAACUGGGAGGAAGAGGAUGAUGUUGAGAUUGGAAUGUGGAACAGCAACUCUGCACAAGAUGGUAAUGCCUCUUUACACUGGCCACCAUACUCGAAAAAGAUGCCGCCUUCUAAGGGAACAAUGAAAAAUGGAAACAAACAAGAUGAAACAUGGAUAAAUCCAUUUGUGAAACAGUUUGCGAAUAUUGGCUUCCAUAGAGAGUCGCCAGAAGAAAUGAUGCAGAGCAAUAAGACAGACAUAUCUGGAGGGAUCUUGCCUGACAAACGGAUGGAGAUGGAGAAGCACAGCCUGAAUGCUGGUGAAUACAGCCGGGUGAUAGGAAAGGGCCUUAGCUCCCGCCCUCAGAUUUCCAAAGAGUCUUCCGUGGAUCGAAGUCCUUAUUUUGAUAAGGAUGGCCUUGUUGUAGCAGACGAUUCCCAGAACGUGCAGUUUGUGUCCAACCAGAACGUGAAGUUUCCCCUUUCAAACAGUGCACUACCUAACCAGGCCCUUGGCUCCCUAACAGGGCUGGGUAUGCAAAACUUGAAUUCUGUUAGACAGAAUGGCAACCCCAGUAUGUUUGGAAACCUGGCAGCACAGCCUCGGAGCAUACAGCACUCUCCAGCACAGCCUCUUAACUCCUCUCAGUCUAACCCGCGUGCUCAAGUGCCUCCUCCGCUACUCUCCCCUCAGGUUCCAGUAUCAUUGCUGAAGUAUGCACCAAGCAACGGGGGCCUGAAUCCGCUCUUUGGCCCUCAGCAGGUGGCCAUGUUGAACCAACUCUCCCAGCUAAACCAGCUUUCACAGAUCUCCCAGUUACAACGAUUGCUGGCCCAGCAGAGGAAAGUGCCGAGUCAGAGAAACGCGUCGGCUGCUGGCGGUGGUGGCCGCCCACCGCAAGAACAGCAGCAGAAUCGCUCCCUCAAUAUACAGCAACAAAUGAUGCAACAGUCUUGUCAGCUUGAUCCAAACCUGCUCAUGAAGCAGCAGCAACAGCAGCAGCAACAGCAGCUGCCGCCAUCCCAGCAGCAGCAGCUCCAUCAUUCCGCCAUGAAGUCUUUCCUGGAGAACGUUGUUCCCCACAGCAACCCAGAGCUGCAAAAAGGGCCGUCACAAAUCAACGCGUUCAGCAGCUUUCCCAUAGGACUGAACUCAAACUUGAAUGUAAAUAUGGACCUGGGCAGUAUUAAGGAGCCACAGUCCCGGCUGAGAAAAUGGACAACUGUGGACAGUAUUUCUGCUAACACUUCGUUGGAUCAAAAUGCCAGCAAAAAUGGUGCUCUUUCAAGUGGCUUUAGGUUGGAGGAAACUCCCUUCGUUCCCUACGACUUCAUGAACAGCAGCAACUCGCCAGCCAGCCCCCCUGGAUCAAUUGGGGACGGCUGGCCACGUGCCAAAUCGCCUAACGGUUCUAGCAGUGUCAAUUGGCCGCCAGAAUUUCGUCCUGGUGAGCCGUGGAAAGGUUACCCAAACAUCGACCCUGAAACUGACCCUUACAUCACUCCUGGCAGCGUCACAAACAAUCUGUCAAUUAACACUGUGCGGGAGGCUGACCACCUCAGGGACAGGAACAGCGCAGGGUCAUCCUCAUCUCUGAACACCACGCUGCCUUCAACUAGUGCCUGGUCAUCCAUUCGUGCCUCCAACUACAAUGUUUCCCUCAGCAGUUCAGCACAAAGCACUUCCUCUUCUUCAGCCAGAAACGCUGACUCCAAAUCCACUUGGUCUCCUGCUUCCGUUAACAACACCUCUCUGGCUCAUGAGCUAUGGAAGGUCCCUUUGCCACCCAAAAGCAUCGCUGCUCCGUCGCGCCCACCGCCGGGACUGACCGGGCAGAAGCUGCCUCUCUCCGCAUGGGACCCCUCUGGGCGGCUCGGGGGCAGCUGGAGCAACUCUGACACCAGAUACAGCCCGGGUUCCAGCUGGGGUGAGAGCAGCUCAGGGAGAAUAACCAACUGUCUUGUCCUGAAAAACCUCACGCCACAGAUUGAUGGCUCCACCCUGCGGACGCUGUGCAUGCAGCACGGGCCAUUGAUCACAUUCCACCUCAACCUGCCCCAUGGCAACGCGUUGGUCCGUUACAGUUCAAAGGAAGAGGUGGUGAAGGCACAAAAAUCUCUCCACAUGUGUGUCCUCGGGAACACUACGAUUCUUGCUGAGUUUGCCAGUGAAGAGGAGAUCAGCCGCUUCUUUGCACAAGGCCAGUCUCUAAUCCCCUCCCCUGCCUGGCAGUCUCUGGGCACAAGCCAGUCCCGCUUGGGAUCGAUGGAUGGCUCCCACGCAUUCGCCAACCGCAAUGACCUAAAUAAUCACUGGAAUGGUGCUGGGCUGUCAGGAACGAGCAGCAGAGACCUCCACGGCACAUCCCUUUGGGGGAGCCCCAACUAUUCCACAAGCCUCUGGGGCUCCCUGGGCAGCAGUGACACCAGGGGCCUGAGCAGCCCGUCCCCUCUCAACGCUUUCCUUUCCGUUGACCAUCUUGGGGUGGGGGGGGAGUCCCUGUAACCACCUCGUCCCUUUUUUCAGUGGAUAAAACUGUGACCUCAAAGCAGCACUAAAUGUGGAUCCCCCCCCCCCGCAGCCUCUAGGGGUCACCUGUGGAAAUGGUUAACCUUCUGCACAUUUUCCCACUUUGUUUUAGCCCAAAACAUGCCAGUUUGAAUACUUGAAUCAUGCAGGCCAAUAAUUAUAAUGUGAAAAAGUUAAUAGAUUUUACACUUCCAGAUAGUGCUAAUAUACAUAGUUUUAAAAAAGAAGCUAUGUAGGCUCAGCUUGCUCUCAUGUGUUUCAUCACUUGUUUUUUCUUGUGUUCAUCAUCAUUAUUAUUGCAACUUGCUGGUGGAGUUUGAGCUUUUUAAGCUUUGCACAGACUCUGUCCUUCUCCCUGCCUCACAAUAGUCCUGGUGGAAGUGGUGGUGGCAGCAGCAGGAGCUGAUCAGUGGCGUUUCCUGGAGGACAGACAGGUGUCCCUUGCUCCAGACCAGGAUGUGCCCCCCCAUGCCUUGAUGCCUACCUGCUCGCCCACCCACCCGCCCGCCAGCCAUCGUGUGGUGGCUCUCCAGCGCCAAACAAUCGAAUGAUUAGACUGACCUAGGAGUAUGAGUGGAAAAAAGAUUGCACCCGUCUGUUCACGUGGAAUUAAACUAAAGAAUGGAGCCUCUGCAGUUUCUAAAACUGCACGCACAGCUGUGACUUGCAACCCAGCCUGCUUCCCUGGGCAGGGUCCUGCACUUUUAAUAGGCUUUUUGUUUUUUAUUUUGGGGGAGGGGGGCUCCUCUGCUGGGGCGCUGCCUUGUUUACAGAAAUCUUUUUUUCUUUUUCUUUGAGAAACAAUGUUUACUCUUCCAUCACUUAUCUAUUUUUUAAAAACAAAAAACGUGGAUGAUAAAAGAUGCUUUCUAUCUCUGGGAAUAACAAGCAGUGUUUGGCCAUGUUCCAUUUGAGUUUUUCUAUUUCCAACCUCCUAAAUCGAAGAGCAUGGCUCUCAGGAAAACCAAGGUCCCCAGGAAAACGCCUCCUCGUAGUUUCUUAUAGGGAAAUGACUUUUAGCACUGAUUAUUACUUGCUCUGUAAACCUUCUUCUGCCAAAAAUUGCUUCAAAUCGCUGGAGUUUGACAUUCUGUGCUUUCCAAUGCUGUCUUUUUAAUAGUGUGGGGUGAGAGGCUGGUGCUUGGCUCUUAAUCUCCAGUUUCCUCCCAAGUUUUGUAACGCCCCCCCCCCCGUGUUCCUCUCUCCUCCUCCUCCCCCCCUUUGGUGUGGCCCCUCUUCCUGCUCUCGUGACUGUGUUCAGUGUUUAACCUUAAAGCUGAAGUAACUAUGCAGACUGUAACCAAGAAUUUGGGCUUACAGAAUUUUGUUGUAUAAAUUUUAAAUGUUUAAAAAGUUCUUGCAAAUACUUUUCUUGUGAAAGUGUUAAAAUCAUCUUCCUUUUUUGCCACAAAUGGUAUUAAUACCUGAUGCUUGUUUAGUUGGAGGAUGAAAAACUAAACAAGGAUAAAAAAAAAAGAAAAUUUUAACUGUGCUGAAAGAUGCUCUCAUUUCAUUGCCUUGAUUCUAACUGUUGUGUCUGAAGAUGCAAAAGUCGUCAGUGGCUUUUUAACUGUUUACAAAUAGAGUGUGAUUGUAAAAUGUACAGUUUGGGUUGUGUUCUAAUUAUGAAGUUUCUCCAGAUAUUAAUAAAUCAUGACAUUUUUUGGCUGCUUACCAUAGAACUGUCUG
Molecule: messenger RNA, 7774 nt
Organism: Rhineura floridana
Lineage: Eukaryota; Metazoa; Chordata; Lepidosauria; Squamata; Rhineuridae
Gene: TNRC6A
Product: trinucleotide repeat containing adaptor 6A
Exons: 24
Coding region: 233-6061 (1942 amino acids)
Biological process (GO): positive regulation of nuclear-transcribed mRNA poly(A) tail shortening; miRNA-mediated post-transcriptional gene silencing
Cellular component (GO): nucleoplasm; P-body
Molecular function (GO): RNA binding
Source: RefSeq, a predicted model, not a curated record